This is a messenger RNA of Aspergillus saccharolyticus JOP 1030-1, 1761 nucleotides long. Its product is annotated as SF3a splicing factor complex subunit PRP9. Gene Ontology annotation, biological process: mRNA splicing, via spliceosome. The record is from RefSeq and is a predicted model, not a curated record. Bases 47 to 1561 code for a protein of 504 amino acids. Gene Ontology annotation, cellular component: spliceosomal complex. NCBI's taxonomy places the organism in Eukaryota, Fungi, Ascomycota, Eurotiomycetes, Eurotiales, Aspergillaceae. Gene Ontology annotation, molecular function: RNA binding. The transcript has 2 exons.
UGGUGUAAUCGCAUAUACAAACAGACAAUCUUUUUGCGCUGCCAAGAUGAUCCUCGAAGAACAAAGAUUUAUCCAUGAAGAUCUGGAGCGGUUGGAGCAGGCCAUUGCCGACCGUGUGGCUGAAGAGCCCCGUAACCUACGUGACCGCCUAAACCGCGAUCAUGAGAUUGCUUACUUCCUGAACCGCAUAGACGAGCAGUCAAAACGACUGCUGGACAUUUACAAGGAUUCCGAUGGCGCGCGCAACAAGGAGAUCCAAGCUAUUUCAACUGGCGAUCAAUUCGAGGAGUUUUACCGACAGCUGGAUGAAAUCAAGGACUUUCACAAGCGCUACCCCAACGAACCGGUCGAAAACCUCGAGCGCGCCUAUAAGCGCCGUCAGCUCGGGGAGGGGGAAACAACUGGCAUGGAGGUUGACAACCUGUUUACUGGUGAGGAGAGUUACGGACAGUUUUUGGACUUGACGACCCACCACGAGGAAUACCUCAACCUUCCUGGAGUCAAAAGACUGUCCUAUAUUCAGUAUCUCGAUAUCUUCGAUGCUUUCACACCCCCGCAGCUCCCAAUCAAACGCAGCAACAAGAUUUCAGACAGAUACUUCAAGUAUGUCGGCGAGCUCGCAAGCUACUUGGAAGGCUUCAUCAAGAAAAUCAGACCGCUACAAGAUCUGGGCAAGCUCUUUGCCAGCUUCGAUGACGAAUUCGAGAAACAAUGGUCGGCCAACGAAGUACCGGGAUGGACGGAGGAGAAGGCCGAGAAUGGGACUCAGGGCCCGAAGACCGAAGGAUCUGGGGAAGGCAUUUGGUGUGCUGAUUGCGAGCGGGAAUUCAAGAAUGAGAACGUUUACAAAAAUCAUUUGACGGGCAAGAAACACAUUCGUGCAGCUGAGGCUCGUAAGGCCUCGGGUGACUCCGGCGAUAGACCCGCGCCAUCUGCAGGCAGUGGGUUCACAGGUGCCCACCGAUUGAAGGAACGUGCGGUAGCAGAGAGAGAACAUCGCGUCCGGUCUCUCACACAAGUCCUAAGCGCAGAGCGCGAGGCGACCAAGAUCAACGUGGAGCGCAAGCAGGGCAUGACGGACCGGGAACGGAAGAUGGAAAUCGAGGCGCUACAGAACGAAUCCGAAUACCUGGGUGGAGAUCGUGGAAACGACCAAUCUGACGACGAAGGCGAUGAGCGCAUCUACAACCCUCUCAAACUGCCACUUGCCUGGGAUGGGAAACCGAUCCCUUACUGGCUCUACAAGUUGCACGGUCUGGGUGUGGAAUACCCGUGCGAGAUUUGCGGAAAUUUCGUCUACAUGGGUCGUCGCGCCUUUGACAAGCACUUCUCUGAGGCUCUGCAUAUUUUCGGCCUGAAGUGCCUGGGUAUCACGUCCAACACGAAUCUUUUCCGCGAGAUCACCCGGAUUGACGAGGCUUUGCGACUAUGGGAAAAGCUUGAGAAGGACCGCAAGAAGGACAGAGACAACCGUGACAAUGUUGUGCAGAUGGAGGAUGCGGAAGGAAAUGUGAUGCCUGAGAGGAUCUAUCUUGACCUUCAGAAACAAGGCAUUCUGUAAUCUACAGAUCUUCAGUCUGCCCAUCAAGAACGGUGUCGUCUAUUUCUUCAUCUGGUUGCUUUGGUUCGAAAAGCCUGGAGUUCAGCGGUGUUUAUUUUCUCAUUGCUUAUGGUUACCUAAACUACCGGAAUUUAUCGUUGGUUAGAAUUGAAUGAAUAGGUGCACAGGCUUCCAAAGCUCGGCACAAUCUGUAUCUUUCC